Messenger RNA from Falco peregrinus (peregrine falcon), 5770 nucleotides. It is a transcript of the gene TAF2, whose product is annotated as TATA-box binding protein associated factor 2. NCBI's taxonomy places the organism in Eukaryota, Metazoa, Chordata, Aves, Falconiformes, Falconidae. Gene Ontology annotation, biological process: transcription initiation at RNA polymerase II promoter. Gene Ontology annotation, molecular function: chromatin binding; RNA polymerase II general transcription initiation factor activity; transcription cis-regulatory region binding. Bases 795 to 4397 code for a protein of 1200 amino acids. The transcript has 26 exons. Gene Ontology annotation, cellular component: transcription factor TFIID complex. The record is from RefSeq and is a predicted model, not a curated record.
CGUUCCAAAAGACUUUCCACCCUGAAAGCUCCGUUAUACCGGCUGUGACCUUUCAACCGGCAGGAGUCAAAGGGUACGGGCAAAAUGGCGGCCGCUGCUGAGGGGGAGAGCGCUGGCGGGGUCCGGCGGGCUCGCUGCUGAGGGGGAGCUUCGUACGGCCCGGAGAGCCCGCGCUGUGCCGCUGUGCGCCCCCGCCCUCCAUGCCGACCGGCCCCGGCCGACUGCCUCGGAGGAGAACGAGCCGCGGGAGCCCCCAGCCCAGCCGCCGCCCGGAGCAGCGCCGUUAAGGCCGGGCCGCGGCGGGGUUUUGCGGCGCCGCCAGCGCUCCCCCCGCCCGGGCCGCUCGCCCCGCGGCACCGUCUGUCCCAGCUGUCAGCGGAGGGCGCUGCCCCGGGAGCGGGCACCCCUCGGCCCUGCCUGCCCAGCCGCCCCGGCUGAGGCCUUGCCCGGCUCGGUAGCUCCCACCUCCCCUGCCCGUUGAUUUACGUACCUUCUGCGGGAAGGAAGCAGUGAGCGCCUCUGAACUGGUAUCGUACCCCCAGUGGAGAGAGGGGUUGUGUGCUGCACUCAUACGAGGUUUAUGUAGAAAGACUGAAUGCUGAAUGUUGUUUGUCCUAUAAUUAUGGUGCUCGUUCAAGCCGAGAAUGCCUGACCGUUGGGAAUCACAGAUCCGCAGGGGAGAUGAGUGAUCAAGUACAACCUGACACAGGGAAAUACCGGAGGACUCAUCAAGCGAGGAUGAUGUUGAUGCCAGUCUGACGGUCAGCAGUGUGUAUUUAGUGCUGCUGUUCAGGAUGAAUAGGAAGAAAGGAGACAAAGGAUUUGAGAGCCCAAGACCAUAUAAAUUAACUCACCAGGUAGUUUGUAUCAACAACAUAAAUUUUCAGAGAAAGUCUGUUGUAGGUUAUGUGGAACUGACAAUAUUUCCCACAGUUGCAAACUUGAAUAGAAUCAAACUCAACAGUAAACAGUGCCGGAUUUACAGAGUAAGAGUCAACGAUUUAGAAGCAGCUUUCAUCUAUAAUGAUCCAACGCUGGAGGUUUGUCACCAUGAGUCAAAGCAGAGGAAUCUCAACUAUUUUUCCAAUGCCUACGCUGCUGCAGUCAGUGCUGUGGACCCAGAUGCUGGAAAUGGAGAACUCUGCAUUAAGGUUCCCUCAGAGCUGUGGAAACAUGUUGAUGAAUUAAAAGUCCUGAAGGUGCAUAUAAACUUUUCUCUGGACCAGCCAAAAGGAGGCCUUCAUUUUGUGGUACCCAACAUGGAGGGCAGCAUGGCAGAAAGAGGGGCUCAUGUCUUUUCAUGUGGUUAUCAAAAUUCUACAAGAUUUUGGUUUCCUUGUGUCGAUUCAUAUUCUGAGUUAUGUACCUGGAAACUUGAGUAUACUGUAGAUGCUGCAAUGGUGGCCGUUUCAAAUGGAGAUUUGGUGGAAACUGUAUAUACCCACGAUAUGAGAAAGAAGACUUUUCAUUACAUGCUGACUAUUCCAACUGCAGCUUCUAACAUCUCCUUGGCAAUAGGACCUUUUGAAAUCCUUGUUGAUCCGUACAUGCAUGAGGUGACUCACUUCUGCUUACCACAACUUCUCCCAUUGCUAAAACAUACCACAUCAUACCUUCAUGAGGUGUUUGAAUUUUAUGAGGAGAUUCUUACUUGCCGCUAUCCCUACUCCUGUUUCAAGACUGUUUUUAUAGAUGAAGCUUAUGUUGAAGUAGCUGCUUAUGCAUCCAUGAGUAUUUUCAGCACGAAUCUCUUACACAGCGCAAUGAUUAUAGAUGAAACUCCGUUGACAAGGAGGUGCUUAGCACAGGCUCUGGCCCAGCAGUUCUUUGGAUGUUUUAUAUCCAGAAUGUCCUGGUCAGAUGAAUGGGUGCUAAAGGGAAUCUCAGGUUAUAUUUAUGGCCUUUGGAUGAAAAAAACCUUUGGUGUUAAUGAGUAUCGCCACUGGAUUAAGCAGGAGUUAGAUCAAAUAGUGGCAUAUGAGCUGAAGACUGGUGGAGUUUUACUGCAUCCAAUAUUCGGAGGAGGAAAAGAGAAAGACAACCCUGCUUCACAUUUACAUUUUUCUAUCAAACACCCUCAUACGCUGUCCUGGGAAUAUUACACUAUGUUCCAGUGUAAAGCGCAUCUUGUUAUGAGACUGAUUGAGAACAGGAUUAGCAUGGAGUUCAUGUUACAGGUUUUCAACAAGUUGUUGAGUCUGGCCAGCACUGCUUCAUCUCAGAAGUUCCAGUCACACAUGUGGAGUCAGAUGUUGGUUUCCACAUCUGGGUUUUUGAAAUCUAUCUCAAAUGUCUCUGGCAAAGACAUCCAACCUUUAAUAAAGCAGUGGGUGGAUCAGAGUGGAGUGGUAAAAUUUUAUGGUAGUUUUGCAUUUAAUAGAAAACGGAAUGUAUUGGAAUUGGAAAUAAAACAAGACUACACGUCUCCUGGGACUCAGAAAUACGUGGGUCCUCUGAAAGUGACAGUGCAGGAACUUGAUGGAUCAUUCAACCAUACGUUGCAGAUUGAGGAAAACAGUCUUAAACAUGAUAUACCUUGCCAUUCUAAAAGCAGAAGAAAUAAGAAGAAAAAGAUUCCACUGAUGAAUGGAGAAGAGGUGGACAUGGACCUGUCUGCUAUGGAUGCUGAUUCCCCCUUGCUCUGGAUAAGAAUAGACCCUGAUAUGUCAGUACUGAGGAAGGUGGAAUUUGAGCAAUCUGAUUUCAUGUGGCAAUACCAGCUUCGAUAUGAGAGAGAUGUGGUUGCUCAAGAAGAAGCCAUUCUGGCAUUGGAAAAGUUCCCUACUCCAGCAUCACGGCUUGCACUGACUGAUAUACUGGAACAGGAACAAUGUUUCUACAGAGUGAGAAUGCUGGCCUGCUUCUGCCUUGCAAAGAUUGCAAAUUCCAUGGUAAGUACGUGGACUGGACCACCAGCCAUGAAGUCACUCUUUACCCGAAUGUUUUGUUGUAAGACUUGUCCGAACAUCGUAAAAACCAACAACUUCAUGAACUUUCAAAGCUACUUUCUGCAAAAGACUAUGCCUGUUGCUAUGGCUCUUCUGAGAGAUGUUCACAACCUCUGUCCUAAGGAGGUUUUAAUGUUUAUUUUGGAUUUGAUCAAGUAUAACGAUAACAGGAAGAAUAAGUUUUCAGACAACUACUAUCGUGCUGAGCUGAUUGAUGCCCUAGCCAACUCUGUGACUCCUGCAGUUAGUGUGAACAAUGAAGUUCGAACAUUGGAUAACUUAAAUCCUGAUGUUCGACUUAUUCUUGAAGAAAUUACCCGUUUCCUGAAUAUGGAGAAGCUUCUUCCCAGUUACAGGCAUACCAUUACAGUCAGCUGUUUAAAAGCUAUUCGAGUGCUUCAGAAGAAUGGUCAUGUCCCAAGUGAUCCUGCUCUCUUCAAGUCAUAUGCAGAAUAUGGACACUUUGUAGAUGUCCGAAUAGCAGCAUUGGAGGCUGUCGUUGAUUACACAAAAGUUGAUAGGAGCUAUGAAGAACUACAGUGGCUGCUUACUAUGGUUCAGAAUGAUCCUGUACCCUACAUAAGGCAUAAGAUUCUGGAUAUGCUGACUAAGAAUCCACCUUUUACCAAGAAUAUGGAGUCCCCUCUAUGUAAUGAAGCUUUGGUAGAUCAACUUUGGAAACUGAUGAAUUCAGGAACUUCACAUGAUUGGAGAUUACGAUGUGGUGCUGUGGACCUUUACUUCACACUUUUUGGCCUCAGCAGACCUUCUUGUUUACCGUUACCAGAGCUUGGACUUGUUCUUAAUCUGAAAGAAAAGAAGGCUGUACUUAAUCCAACGAUUAUCCCUGAAUCAGUUGCAAAUAAUCAGGAACCUGUGAAUAGUACUAACAAUCAUGGACAGUCAGUGGGAUUUCAGAACACCGAGGAUGAUCAUCUUGUUAAGGAAACAGCAUCCAGCAUUUCUGGUCAUCAGCAGGGGGUGAAGAGGAAGGCUGAUAUGCCACUCGGGUCUCCAUUGGAGCCAGGGCAAAUACUAGAGAAGAAUGAAGACAGUAAAGUCAAACUCAAAAUCAGAUUCUCAAACUCCCAAGAAGAGGAAGAAAUUGAUAUGGACACAGUUCAUGACAGUCAAGCCUUUAUUUACCAUCAUUUGAAUAUGUUGGAGAGACCAUCCACACCAGGUAAAGAACAAUCUUCGGGAGAGAUGAACAUGCACCCUGUCUCAGCAGCUCCACUCUCUGUGUUUAGUAAAGAAUCAAACUCCUCAAAACAUAGUGAUCAUCAUCACCAUCACCACCAUGAGCACAAGAAAAAGAAGAAGAAACACAAGCAUAAGCAUAAGCAUAAACAUAAACAUGAUAAUAAAGAAAAGGAUAAGGAUCCCUUUGCUUUCUCUAACAGUCCAGCCAGUGCACGAUCAAUCCGUUCCCCGUCACUUUCAGACUGAUACGGUGGCUUCUCUGGAGUUCAACCUGCAAUAUUCUCUGAAUACGUAGAAGGAUGUACAUAACUAUAGCUUCUAUCUUUUUUUAUGGAAAUAAGAAUAUGCGAAUUGCCUUAGCAAUUCAGAAGCUCUGCCGCCGUCCUCGUUUGAAGCCUUCUAUUUGCAUAUGCGGUUGUUGAAAUAAUAGGAUUCAAAAAAUAUGUUUUAUGAUUCUGAGUCAUUUUGUAUUUCACUGUUCUCCACACCUCCCACUCUUUUUUCCAUUUUGAACAAAGAAAACAGCCCUUUAUGUAAGGGCCCCAUGUCCACUGGCAACCCCCUGCACAUCAUGCUGACCAUGUGUACUGCCAGAACCAAUUAUGUUUUAAGCCUUUGAAGAAUGUUAUGAGGCAGAGUAUGUUUUAAGCAGAAGCCAAUUGCCAGACCUUUGGUGAAGUGCUGUUCCCAGAGUAGUAUUGUAUAACCGAGCGUAGACCUCCUGAGAAGACAGGGAUUUUCUGUAGUCUUCGGUUGAGCUGUUUCUUGCUUUAACCAUUACAAUGUAAUUUCAGAAGUUCAAGAACAGUAUGUAGAACAUUUGCCUUUUUCCAGGUACUAAAACUCUUUAAAAAUUCCAAGCUGCUUUUAAGCUGCAGGUAUUUAUUAUGGACAUGACCCUUUGAACAUAAUGACAUUCUGCAAUUACGCUUUUGGAAUUCUAGCAAAAUGCUUAAUGCAUGUUUUGUCCUGUAAUCAGGCUUUUAGAAAUCCAAUAAAGGUUGCAAAUUAUUUUGAAAGAGGCAGAAUUUUUUCUUCCAGCCUGACAUUAGAAUAUGCUUUUGAAAGGUGUCUUUGCUGAAAUGAAAAAAAAAAAAAUUGAAAAGCUUAAAAAUUAAAAGAUUGAAAAAUAUAUAUUUCUUCCUACUGAGGGGUGGGGUUUUUUUGGAAGCAUUCUAUAUGAUCAGCUCAUGAAUCCACAGGAGAAAUACAUCAGCAGAUUAAGCUAGGUCUGGGACUUUAAAUGAUGGAUACAUUGAAAUUUCUUCAGCUGUGUUUUAUGCAGUGUACUAUUUGCACCCAGCUAAUGUUUUAUUUAAAAACUUAAGUUUUAGAAGUUUUGCUAACAGAGAGAAGUAAUCUCUAACACUUUUUAUGUGUUUUCCUUUGUUUGUAUGUAGAGGCAGGGUUUUUAUUUCCAUGCGCUGGUUGACUUCUGUUGCCCAGUUCACUUGACAUUUAGUUUUCUACAAGAUGGUUACUUUUUUUUCCCCCAAAUUCCUGUGAGAGACUGAUUCUCCUUUUUAGGGCAAAGAGAGAAAGUUCAACACGUACCCAGGAAGUUUUUUGUUUAAGCCAUAUUCUGUUUCAUGAAAGUUAAUAAAUACUUUUGUAUUAUA